CAGUUGUGACCGAUCGCUUACGGCAUUCCGACAGCAUAAAUUGAGAAGCACGUUGCGCGGUGGCGGUGUGGGUGGCGGAGGCGACGAUGAUGCUGAACGACUUUGUGCCGCUCACCGUCGAUGCCGACGAGGGCGGAGCGGAGCCAUCAACGAAGCGAUCGAAAGGAAAGGGAUCGCCAAAGCAACGGCAUGGCAAACACGACAAAGACGACAGAAAGAGAAAGAAGCACAGAAACGCCCGCCAAGGCGAAGGCCAGCAUCAGGACCGAAGACACAAGAAGCGGGAUGCAAAGCACAAAGACCAACAAGGCGAUGAUGAAGAUGACCCUUAUCCAUGGUGCACCCGCAAAUACUCCAAAAUACCGUCCAUUGCACUCCACCAGGAGAUUGUAGACUUUCACAAAUACAUGGAGCCAAUGAAGGAGGAAGUGACGCUGCGUCGCGCCUUUGUCGACCGUGUCAAGGAGGUCAUCCUCGGGCUGUGGCCGAAAGCUGAGGUGACGGUGUUUGGCAGCUUCAACACCGGCCUCUACCUGCCUACAAGUGACAUUGACGUGGUUGUGUUUGGCGACUGGGCUGUGCCCCCAUUGCAAACACUUGCGCGUGCGUUACGGCAAGUCAACAUCCCUGACAAAAUGGAGGUCAUUGCCAAGGCUCGGGUGCCAAUUGUGAAGUUUCGCGACAAAGUGACCAACCUGUGGAUGGACAUUUCGUUCAAUCAGCCCUCUGGUCCACAGGAUUCCAUCAAUGUCAAGAAAUGGAAAACGCAAUACAGGGGGCUGGUGCCACUCGUCCUCAUCAUUAAGCAGUUCCUUCUGCAGCGCGGACUGAACGAGCCCUUCUCUGGCGGCAUUGGCUCGUAUGCCGUCUUCCUCCUCGUCAUGAGCUUCCUUCAGCGGCGCCCGCUGACCAGCCCCACACCAAACUUUGGUGUCCUCCUCAUUGAGUUCUUUGAGCUGUACGGACUGCACUUCAACUUUUAUGACGUCGGCAUCAGUGUCCGCGGCACCGGCAAAUACUUUCCAAAGACGGGCCGCUGGUCUGGCCGUCGGCAGCGCGAAAUUAUGUCCAUCGAGAACCCGCGCGACCCAAGCCACGAUGUCACCGGCAAUGCUUUCGCCACUCCCAUGAUUCGGGAAGCGUUUCAGCACGCGUACUUUGUGUUAACGAGCAACAUGCACGAGAAGCGACCGAAGAAGUACCAGCGGCCACAAUCACUGCUAGGUCAGAUUGUGCAGGUCGACCAAGACACGACCACAUAUCGGCAGUGGGUCAAGCAGUUUGUUGUGGACGAGCACGGCCCCGUCAACGACGAAACUGCCACUGUUGAGGAAGCGGAGGAGGAGAUCAUGGUCUUGGAAUAAACAAAACCAGCGCACCAGAGUCAAUCAGCCCAUUGUACCCACACCCCCUGCCAGCAGCGCUGUCUGUAUCUCUCUCCCUCCUUCAUUCACUCAUACGAGAUUGGUUGGUGCUUUGCAUGUGUCAACUUAUCAAAUUUCGAAUUUAAUGCUGGUCAAAAGGGA
This is a messenger RNA of Salpingoeca rosetta, 1526 nucleotides long. RefSeq lists its product as uncharacterized. Gene Ontology annotation, molecular function: poly(A) RNA polymerase activity; mRNA binding. The transcript is spliced from 13 exons. Gene Ontology annotation, cellular component: nucleolus; TRAMP complex. Gene Ontology annotation, biological process: RNA 3'-end processing. The coding region runs from base 87 to 1364 and encodes 425 amino acids. Lineage: Eukaryota; Choanoflagellata; Craspedida; Salpingoecidae. The record is from RefSeq and is a predicted model, not a curated record.